Molecule: messenger RNA, 2179 nt
Organism: Zychaea mexicana
Lineage: Eukaryota; Fungi; Mucoromycota; Mucoromycetes; Mucorales; Lichtheimiaceae
Product: CP2 transcription factor-domain-containing protein
Exons: 5
Coding region: 38-2179 (713 amino acids)
Biological process (GO): regulation of transcription by RNA polymerase II
Cellular component (GO): nucleus
Molecular function (GO): RNA polymerase II cis-regulatory region sequence-specific DNA binding; DNA-binding transcription activator activity, RNA polymerase II-specific
Source: RefSeq, a predicted model, not a curated record
CAACCACAAUAACAGCCAAAUUUACCACCUAUCUUAAAUGAUGAUCCAGCCCCAACAAGACGCCUCACAGCAACAACAACAACAGCAGCAACAGAAGCUUUAUCACAAUCGAGCCGUGUCACUCAACUAUCCUCUCUCUGCCAACGGCAUGGAUCGACCGUGGCGACACGCAGCCACACCUCCGAUGCUUCCUGCUAUGGCCUACGGCUGCAUGUUCAAUGACGGAUGGAGCAGUCCCCAAGAAUACCUAUCAAGCUCAAGCAGUGGUAGCAGCAGCAGUAGCAGCAGCAGCAGCAGCAGCAAUAACGGAAGCGCCUCCGCCACUGCCACCAUGACACCCUCACCUGUCGAUAUGGUGCUAGUACACCCUGUCAAAACGGAAGUAGAUACGACGGUGACGCCAACAACCACGAUGAUGUCUUCCGUUGAAAUCCCUGAUAGUUUAAGGAUCACCGGUAUACUUGCUGCCCCUACUGCCAUUUCACCGAAAACCGACGAUGCUCUGAUCACCUACUUGAAUCGAGGACAACUGUACGCGAUCGACCUUAAAGAUACACGACCAGAAACUGACGGAAACACAAUGAUCACUACAACAAUCUCAAUCACAUUCCAUGAAAAAUCGCACCGACAAGUAGCCAGCAAUUAUUGGAAGUUUUGGUUAAGUCAGCAACGAUCGACAGACGCACGAGCCAUUAGUAUUGAUGACACCCAUUGCGCGGGUGCUGUUAACCUGCGAUUUGCAUCGUUUGACCGUAUCACAUUCGACUGGGAUACGCGUCAAGGAUCCAGAAUCCAUGUCCGUUUCCAUUGCUUAUCUACUGAUUUCUCGCGUAUCAAGGGCGUCAAGGGCAUCCCGCUUCGCAUCCAUAUGGAGCACCGUAUCGCACCUCUGUCGGCGUCAACAUCAUCAGCAUCAUCAUCAGCAUCGCCACCAGGAGCAGAUGCACUGUCGUCAUGCAAGUACGUUGAAGAAUCAUUCUGCAAAAUCAAAUUGUUCCGCGAUAAAGGCGCUGAGCGCAAGAACAAGGACAAUUCCAAGCAAUACAUGAGACAUUGCCAGAAAAUGCAAGAAAACGCAAAGGGCGAGCACCAAAAGAAUUUGAUGGAGCUGAUGUACGAUCUCCAAAAGCCAUUCAGCGUAUUCAGUACCAUCCCACAGUCACCCCCACUCAAGCACCUCGAACACCUGUCAGGUUGCACGAGUGCCGAGUUUGACGGCUUGUCCCACAGCUAUUUCGCUAGCAGUACUGAUGUCGGUUUUGGUGGCAACACGACUGGACAUAUCAUCAACACCAACAACGGCAGCACAAGCAGCAGUACUGGUAACAACAAUAAGCGCAACAGAGUCAUGACAGCCCCAUCGGCUUUGUUCCACGGACAGCAGCAGCAGCAUCAUCCUUCAUCGGCGUUUUGCUCGCCAUUCCCAGCAGCCUUUGCCACCCCGUCGCCGUGGUCACCCUUUCAAUCGCCUGCUGUGACAACGACAGUCGCAACUCCGGGCCCUGGCAGCAGCUACUUUUACAUCGAGUCACCCACAAGCAUGUACAACUCAUCCGUAACCACGCCAUUCGACGGCUAUGCCACUCACGAACAUAAGGAUAUGAUGAUGCCACCACCACCACCACCACCGCUGCCUCCAUCGAGCCGUCUUUAUGGCACCCUUACAUCAUCGACCACCAUGCCUCCACCACCACCUCCUCCUUUACUACUAUCCUCUUCGGUUCCUGCUUCUGAUGCUGCUGCUGCUGCUGCUGCUGCUGCUGCCAGUACUACUCCACUUGCUCACAAUCCAAAGAAACGCACACGCGAAGCUACAAGCGAUGCAGCAAGCGGUGAGCUGAUGAAUAAACGCAUGUCGAUCCGGACAGGCGAGGACCUAGAGCCGCGGUGGAUCGAGCUCCAAGAAUUCACAGCACAAGAACUCAAAGCGAAGCUUUGCACGGUACUGUCGCUCCACCCAGACCAAGUCAGCCAUAUCGUGUGGCGACCCAAGGACAAGUGCGCACUUUCAACAACAACAACAACAACAGCAUCGCCACGUAAAAAGUCGAGCAGCCAAGAGAUCUUUAUCACCAUGGAUGACGACUUUAUUACGCAAGACGUGUUGAACUGGCAACAGCCAACGGCUUCCUGGGAGAUCAAGGCUGAUGGGACUGUCCGUAUUGUGCUGGAAAACUGA